GUCAAUAUUUACAUUGGUAUAAUAAUUAUGAAUACUACAAGUAAUAAUUUCCUUACUUUGUUCAGUUUCUUUUACAGACCAAAAAUCAUUCAUGGAAAGGAGACUGAUCAUCAGCUGAAGCUGUAAAGAUAUCAAUAAUGAUCAAGAAUCAUUCAAGGAAAGGAGACUGAUCAUCGGCUGAAGCUGUAAAGAUAUCAAUAAUGAGCUUGCAAGUUGGUCCAUGGGGAGGAAGUGGUGGAACCCCAUGGGAUGAUGGGGUUUAUACAGGGGUUAAGACGUUACAUUUAGUGCAUGCAUCUUGCAUUGAUUCUCUUAGGAUUGAAUAUGACAAGGGUGGGCGUUCAGUUUGGUCAGAGAAGCAUGGUGGUGAUGGAGGAGCCACGAAUAAUAAGAUUCAAUUCAAUUACCCGUAUGAGAUUCUGACUUCUAUUAGCGGCCAUUAUGGUCAUAUGUCGCCGGGAACCCCAUGUGUGAUAAGAUCACUCAUAUUUCAUACUAAUGUUAGGAAGCAUGGGCCAUAUGGUGUGGAACAAGGCACUUACUUUUCAUUUCCCACCAGCGGAGGGAAAAUAAAAGGCUUUCAUGGUCGAAGUGGUUGGUACCUGGACUCCAUUGGAGUUUACCUUGCUCACGCUCAUGAGCCCACACUUUGGGAAGCUAUCAAAGUGAGUGCUAAGAACAUAUUAAGGGGUUAAGGGAAACUUUUGAUAACCAUCCUGCUCUAUUUAUGUUAUUUAUUUUUACUACAUAUCACUAUUGUUGUAAGACCCAUAUCUUGUUUAACAGUUGUGUAUUGGAGUUAUAUCAUAUUAUUAUGAUAUUUUGUAUUGGCUGGUUAUAUCAAUAAAAUUGAUAUGAUAGGUUAAUAAAUCUAAAAUUUAUAA
This is a messenger RNA of Cryptomeria japonica (Japanese cedar), 884 nucleotides long. Its product is annotated as jacalin-related lectin 19. The record is from RefSeq and is a predicted model, not a curated record. Gene Ontology annotation, molecular function: carbohydrate binding. Lineage: Eukaryota; Viridiplantae; Streptophyta; Pinopsida; Cupressales; Cupressaceae. Bases 201 to 695 code for a protein of 164 amino acids. The transcript has 4 exons.